GCUCCACAUCCCAGGCAGGUGAAUCAGUCGUGCAUCCGACACGAGUGCGUUCUGUCCUCUCCUUCCAAUCCUCUCAUUUUUCUCUGGACAAAAAAAAAAAAGUCUCCCCCAACUGCCAAAUUGCCCCGAUCACAGAACCCACAGUUUCACCCUGAGUUAUCGCCCUCACCAAUUCCCCACCCUCGAAAUAAACCCCAGGUGAAAAAAAAAAAUCUCUGGACUCUGGGUGUCCUGGGCUUCUUGGGGAUGCUGGUGCGCAUGGAACGGAACAGCUGUUCCUCCCGUUUGUGAUAAAUAAAGUGGAGGUGGGGGGAGAUGGUGUCAGUGGCUUCAACAAGUUGAGGGUAAAAAACUGAUAGCGAUUGUCGUGCUGGUGGCCAUUGGAGGUUUAUCAUCGAUUGGUGAUAGUGAAAGUGAUAUUUAUUUAUGAGGGAGGAUAAUUGUGGAAUAAUGCCACCGUCAUCACACUCCAACUGGACAAAACCCCUCCUCAAGGGUGGACAAAUGAUGCAGAUGCAGGUGAAACGUGCCACUGGGGGUGUCAGGCAAAAUGUCCAGGAACUCGACAGAAGGAUUAAAGUGGUGCUGGUGGGUGAUGGAGCUGUUGGCAAGACAAGUCUCGUUGUCUCAUACUCGACCAAUGGUUUUCCUGGAGAAUAUGUGCCCACUGCAUUUGAUAAUUACAAUGUGGUGGUCAACGUCGACGGCCUGCCCCUGAAUGUUCAGCUGUGUGACACAGCUGGACAGGAUGACUUUGAUCCCCUGAGAUCGCUGUGCUAUCCUGAGACCGAUGUCUUCCUGGUUUGCUACAGCGUUGUGUGCCCAUCGAGUUAUCACAGUGUUACUUCCAGAUGGGUGGACGAGGUCAGAAAGUAUUGCCCUCAUGCACCGAUUAUCAUCGUGGGUACAAAGAGUGAUCUCCGCUCGGAUGUUCGCCUGAUGCUGCAAUUAGCUAGAUACGGUCAGGCACCGAUAACCACAGCUCAGGGUCAUCGGCUGGCCCAGAGGCUUGGAGCAGUGAGUUACGUCGAGACAUCGGCACUUACUCAGCACGACCUGAAAGAGGCCUUCGAUCAGGCGAUAGUCAGUGCACUCAGCACAAGACGUGGUGGUGCCAAUUUGUUGUCACGUCGUAGAAAACCCCCUCCACUCUGGAGAAGAUGGUUGUGCUGUUGGGAAAGGCCGUCAUCAGGCCCCUAAGUCACUUCCAAAAAAAAAUAUUCCAAUCAUCACAAAACGGCUCUCAUUGAAACGAUUUAUUUCUGCUGUCGUGGCGGUAAAUUUCGAGUACAUAAUAUACUCUCGAGAAUUGUUCUCUUUUUUUUUCUUCGAAUCGUUCCAAUCGUGACGAUGACGAGAGAAUUUUAUUUACGUUAGGCUGAGUCGACGGAACUGCGAAUAUAGAUUUUACGUGGGCGACCGGACAAUAUUAUAAUCAACUCAAUUGAUGUCUUGCCAAGUUAGUGUUAUUAGACGUUACUCGAUGCUUGUCCCUCUGGUAAGGGUUUUAAAUCAAAAGGUAUACGAUUUUUUUUUCACUCCAUUCAUUAAGUCAGAAGCCAAGUGGAAAAAUAAACCGAUUCGAAUAACAGUCUCCUCAAAUAUCAAUUUAUUUUAAAAACAAGCGAUUUUAGGAGAAAAGACGAAAAUACAUUUUGUCUCGGAAAUUUAAUAGUCAACAAGAAAGUCCUUUUCUGUUUUCACCGUAAAUUGAUAACUUCCGAGAUAAAUCGAUAAAUGGGAAAAUUUGAAAUUUGACUCGCGUUGUUUUUCCAUUUUGUUGCUGAAUUAUUUAAAUUAUAUACGGAUUUGGUAACAAUGCGGUUGCAGUGAUAUGGUCUUCUGGUUUUUCAGUUUUCAGAGGUAUUUCCAUGAUCUCAUCUUUCGAUAAAAAACAAGAGGAAUAUUAAAGCCUUAGAAUUUCUACGACUCAUGUCGAUUAUUUCCAAUGUCUCACGUAGAGAUAAGAUUUCGUAUCAGUGACUGCAAACUAUAAAAAACUGCAGAGAAAUGAGUAAUGCAUAAUAUUUGAAAGGAGGGACUUUGAGUCGUGCUGAAGGACCAUGAACUAGAUUAUCGAACCAAUUGCCUAAUUUAGGAUAUAACAUUAUUUAUUGGAACGGUAGCUUCCUAUUAUCGUUUUUCCUCGCCACUCGCUGGUUGUGAUCAUUUUUUGAGCCCACGGACGGCAUUUGGUUGUGAUUUCUUGGGUUUUCCAAACAUUGGCUCAAUUUUUUUUUAAUUCCUGUUCUGCGGAUUUAUUUUAAUGGAAUUCAGUGGCGAUGGGGCGAAGGGUGCAAGGUCGAGUCAGCUAAUGCGUAAUUUUUCGAUGGAUAAAUCUAAAAGAUACAAGGAAAUCGACUUGUCCCAUUCACCUCUUCGUUCUUGAUUUCAAUUUUAUAUAAUUUGUAACUUUGUGGAUAUUUCUAUUUUUACCUACUGACAGUUGUUUUUAAUUAUUUUUAAGUCCGUAAUGGGAUAACGUUCAUCGAAUUCAGAUGAAUGAAUUUUAUGAAAUUUUGUAUAUUUUGAAAUAUUUUCGGUAUUUUCGGUCUCAAUCAUGUAAUUGUACAUAUUAAUUUAAUAAUUAACUGCAAUACUCUGGUGUUUAUUUGGUAUUAAUGAUUUCAGAAAUCGACCAGCGGAUCAUUGCGUUGAUGUAAGCGAAUUUAGACUGAUGAUGAUGUAAUAAUUAAUUUAUAGUAUUAUAGACGCUUACUCGGAAUAAUUAAAUUGACGGUAUUUUUUUAAGAAAACUAAAUUAGAUGUUCUUUGUU
Molecule: messenger RNA, 2777 nt
Organism: Fopius arisanus
Lineage: Eukaryota; Metazoa; Arthropoda; Insecta; Hymenoptera; Braconidae
Product: ras-related C3 botulinum toxin substrate 1
Exons: 3
Coding region: 427-1200 (257 amino acids)
Biological process (GO): establishment or maintenance of cell polarity; Cdc42 protein signal transduction; endocytosis
Molecular function (GO): protein kinase binding; GTPase activity; GTP binding
Source: RefSeq, a predicted model, not a curated record